Melanaphis sacchari is the source of this 708-nucleotide messenger RNA. RefSeq lists its product as uncharacterized. Bases 34 to 708 code for a protein of 224 amino acids. Lineage: Eukaryota; Metazoa; Arthropoda; Insecta; Hemiptera; Aphididae. The transcript is spliced from 12 exons. The record is from RefSeq and is a predicted model, not a curated record.
AUAACUACUAUUAUUUCACAAACGGUGUUAAAAAUGUCGAAAUAUAAAUCUCUAAUCAUUAUUUUAAUGAUUAUGAAAUUUCUAUAUAAUAAUUCAGAAGCGAUGGAUUUUAGUAAUAUAUUCAAACUUGGCGAUACUAAUGAAAUGUAUCAACAAAGAAUGAUCAGUCAAGGUUUACCAUUUGUGGGUGAAUCAUACGAUGAGUAUUCGAAAAAUAUUAUAAGUCGUGGUGCACCUCAAAAUAUGACUUUAAUUACUAAGGAUGAAUACAAAAUAUUAAUGAACAGUAUACCUAUAAUAAAUGAAUCAAUGGAUUCCGUCAAUGAGAGAAAUUUAGAAACUCAAAAAGAGUUACAAAGCAAUCAUCCAGAAUUUCCCGAAAAAUACAAAUUACAACAAUAUACGACUGACGUUUUCGAAGAAUUAAAAUUCCGCUAUCCACGAAUAUAUGAAACUUAUACAAAUUAUAAGGAUAGAAUGGAUAACCUUCAAGUAGAACCUUUGGGUAUAGAAAUGUUCAAAAAUUUAAAACAGUAUUGUCCAAAUUUUGGUGAAUUAUAUGAUGAAUAUUUGGAAACAAGGAGUAUACGUUAUGGUAUAAAUGGAAUUAGUAUAUCAAAAUUUACGGAGUUUCAAAAUUCAUAUCCAAUGUUAGAAGAAAAUGUAACUGUUUUCUUCAAAAGGAUUAAUAUACAUAUUAGUAAGUAA